UUCGUCUUCUUGUUCUUCGGUAGUCAGACGGUCACGGUCACCGGAGAUUGAUCAUGGCUCGUCGUCGUCGUCAUCGCCAUCGUCGUGGCCAUCGCCGCCGGAGAGAAGACGAAGGUGCCGAGCAGGAGGUAACACCCGCCAGCCCACCAAGCCGUCCUCAUUUCUUCAAGGUCAUACUCUCGCACACCCUUGAAUCUGGAAAGCUUGGAAUCCCAAAAAGCUUCUUGAGAAGACAUGGAAAAGAUCUCUCAGGUCUGGUGCUUCUCAAGGUUGCAGGUGGUUCAACCUGGCCUGUGAAACUAGAGAAGGGUGACAGUGACGUGGUUUGGUUGUGGAAAGGGUGGCGAAACUUCAUGGAGCAUUAUUCGAUUGGUCAUGGUCACCUCAUUGUCUUCAAAUAUGAAGGGGGCUCCAUUUUUCGUGUGAUAAUAUUCGAUAAGAGCGCUUCGGAGAUUGAUUAUCCUUCGAGCAUGGGAAGUUACGUAGCGAGCCCCGAGGGCGAGUUCCUCUCUCGAAAAGAGGAAAAUGUCGUGGAAAUUGAAGAUUCAGAGGGGCUCGUGCCUCGUUCUUGGCCAAGUUCAAACGGCUCAGCACGAGAAUUUGGAGGUCCAAGUUCUCUCACUGCUCUUGAAUUAGCCAGCAAAUUCGAAUCGGACCAUCCAUUUUUCAAAGUGGUGAUGCGACCUACUUAUGUUCGGAAUUAUUUGGGUGUUCCUUGUGCAUUCUUCAGGAAGCAUGUUCAAAAGAACAAGCAAGUUGCGACUCUUAGGUACUCAGACAGAUCGUGGCAAGUGAAGCUGAGGAGCUUUGAACACAGAGGAAUGGCAUUUCUCUCUAACGGUUGGUCCUUAUUCGUGAGAGCAACUGGUCUUUGUGUAAGAGAUGUCUGCGUGUUCGAGCUCAUUGAUAGGGAUGACAUUGUGUUCAGAGUCUCCAUCUUCAACAGCGAUGGUCUGAUUGAAAUUGAACACUCUCAAUGCCAAGAGAGCUUUUCGGAGCCAGCUUUUCAUGGUUCUCAAUGUCUGAGCCCUUUCACUGCUUAUGAAAAAGCUAGCGGAUUUGAAUCGGACCAUCCCUUUUUCAAAGUGGUGAUGCAGCCUUCUUAUGUUCGGAAAUAUAUGGGCAUUCCUUGUGAAUUCUUCAGGAAACAUGUUCGAAAGAACAAGCAAGUUGCGACUCUUAGGAACUCAGACAGAUCGUGGCAAGUGAAGCUGAGGAGCUAUGAACGCAGAGGAAUGGCAUUUCUUUCUGCUGGUUGGUCCUCAUUCGUGAGAGAAACUGGUCUUUCUGUAAGAGAUGUCUGCGUGUUCGAGCUCAUUGAUAGGGAGGACAUUGUGUUCAGAGUCUCCAUUUUCACUAGUGAUGGUUGGAUCGAAAUUGAACAGACUCAAUGCCGAGAGAGCUCUUCCAAGCCUGCUUUUCACUUUUCUCCGUGUCUGAGCCAGGUUUCUGCUUAUGAAAAAGCUAGGGGAUUUGAAUCGGACCAUCCCUUUUUCAAAGUGGUGAUGCGGCCUUCUUAUGUUCGGAAAUAUUUGAACAUUCCUAGUGAAUUCUUCAGGAAACAUGUUCAAAAGAACAAGCAAGUUGCGACUCUUGGUUACUCAGACAGAUCGUGGCAAGUGAAACUGAGGAGCUACGAUCACAGAGGAACGGCAUUUCUCUCUACCGGUUGGUCCUCAUUUGCAAGCGAAACUGGUCUUCGUGUAAGAGAUGUCUGCGUGUUCGAGCUAAUUGAUAGGGAUGACAUCGUGUUCAGAGUCUCCAUUUUCAGCAGUUAUGGACGGAUUGAAAUUGAACAAUCUCAAUGCCGAGAGAGUUCUUUGGAGCCAGCUUUUCACGGUUCUCCGUGUCCAAGUCCUGUCACUGCUCAUGAAAAAGCUAGCAAAUUUGAAUCGGAGUAUCCGUUUUUCCAUGUAUUGAUAUUGCCAAAUCAUAUGAACAGAAAAUUGAACAUUCCGUGGAAGUUCAUAAAGACAUACAUUAGGGAAGACUGGCGAAUGGUGACUCUUGUUACUUCCGGCAGAUCAUGGGAGGUGAAGUUCCAGGGCUAUAGGCGCUUCCACAUUGCAUGCUUGACAGCUGGUUGGUCCGCGUUCGCAAGAGAAGCUUGCUUGCGUGGAGGAGAUGCCUGUGUGUUCGAGCUCAUCGAUAGGGACAAUAUCGUGUUCAGAGUCUCCAUUUUCAGUAGCGUAAAUAAAGAAGUGAUUUGCAUCGAUUGAGAUGAACCCCGGAAGUGUCACCAGUAGGGCUGUUUACGGUGCCGAGAGGAACUCGAGAAACUAAUUUGCCGACACUAUUUCAUGCCUAAUUUAUCUAUAACGUGAUUAAUCAAUGAAGAGCUCACUUUUGCUCGC
Syzygium oleosum is the source of this 2354-nucleotide messenger RNA. RefSeq names its product B3 domain-containing protein REM13-like. The record is from RefSeq and is a predicted model, not a curated record. The coding region runs from base 54 to 2219 and encodes 721 amino acids. Gene Ontology annotation, molecular function: DNA binding. The transcript is spliced from 10 exons. Lineage: Eukaryota; Viridiplantae; Streptophyta; Magnoliopsida; Myrtales; Myrtaceae.